ACAUAUGUUUUUAAAUAACGCGCUUUGUGCUGUGAAGCCAAAAUACGAUCUGGCGGCUCAUGCAAUCCAAACAAUAAUCGCACUAAACAACAUGGCCGCGUCGUGUGCGUGAGUUUCCAGCCAACAUGACAUCACCGACGAAGUCCAUCGAGGUGAAGCUGGAAUUGGGUCAUCGGGCCGUGCUGCGUGCGCGUCCGACGGCCGAGGGUUUCACCCACGACUGGACCGUGUUCGUGCGUGGACCCGAGGGCUGCAACAUCCAGCACUUCGUCGACAAGGUCGUCUUCAUCUUGCACGAAAGUUUUCCCAAGCCCAAGCGAGUGCUGAAGGAGCCACCUUACCAAGUGUCUGAGAGUGGCUAUGCGGGCUUCAACAUGCCCGUGGAAGUGUACUUCCGCACCCGGGAGGACCCCAAGAAAGUCAAAUUUGUGUACGACCUGUACCUUUCCAUGGAUGGCACUCCAAUCUCCAACAUACGGUGUGAGAAGCUCACUUUCCACAACCCACCUGAUGACUUCUGCCAUAAGCUACUCAAGGCAGGAGGGACUGAGGCUAACCGUGCCGGCUCAAACACAUCACCUGCACCUCCUGGCAGCCCUUCACGCAGCAGUGCCCCACCACCCCGGUCCAGAAGUGAAGGCCACAAGAAACCACGCAUGGCAAGCGACAUGGUCAAAAGCCCUCCUGUGGAGCAGCCACCACCACCACCCCUACCACCACCACCACCACCACCACCAUCAUCAUCUUCACCUCCUCCACCAAUGCCUCAUAACCCCAUGGCUGACCUGUUCAGCACACCGGCUGCUAAGAAGGAAAUGCCACCUGAAAAGUCAUCCAAAGGAAAGGAGCAGAAGAUCAGCCAGUCUAAGUCCAAGUCAAGCAAAAGUCACAGCAGCAGUGGUACCAGUGGCACAAGUUCACAUAAGUUGUCAUCUUCAUCUGGCAGCAAAGAACACAAAAGCAGCUCCAGGGAUAAAGAACGGCAUAAAGACCUGUCACGAGAGAAAAACAAAGAGCGGGAUAAAUCGCGUGACCCAAAACUUUCCUCAACAACAGAGGCUGAUGCCAAGGCAACAGAGCAGAAGCCACCAGAACACAAGGCUGAGCACAAGAGUGAACACAAGAGUGAGCACAAGGGUGAGCACAAAUUUGAACACAAGACUGAGCGUAAGGCUGAACAUAAGGCUGAACACAAGGCAGCUGAGCACAAGGUUGAACACAAAAGUGACCACAAGGUUGAACACAAGGCAGCUGAACACAAAGUUGAACACAAAGGUGACCACAAGUUCGAAGACAAAGCCGAGCACAAGGCUGAACACAAGGCACCUGAACCAAAAGUUCCAGAACCAAAACAAGUGGAAGCAAAAGUUCCUGAACCUAAAUUAUCCGAGAGCAAGGGGCCAUCUGAAGUGGAUUCAAGGCGAGCAGAGAAGUCAUCCCAGAAGCAUAGGGAUAAGACGAAGGACAAAAGCUCCAAGGAGCGUUCUUCAAAAGAGCACAGUUCUCAAAAGGAGCCCGCUCACAAGACAUCUGCACUACCACCACCUGCACCUGCUGAACCCAGUUCCUCGAAAAGCUCAAAGAAUGUUUCUGCACCACGCCGUCCACCAUCGCCACCUCCUCCCAAGAAGCCACGACUUCAAGAACCAGAGCGAAAGAAAAAGGACUCUUCCAAGUCACACCGGCCAAAAGAUUCGCCCAAAAAGCCACCCGAGCACAUGGAUCGGAAGCCACCAGAGCCACCUGAAAAACUGCCAUCACCAUUGCUACCGUUGCCUGCUUCACCACCUCCCGCCCUACCACCUCGAGAUCCAAGCCCAGUACCCACAACGAACCAACCUGCAGCAGCUGCACCAGCACCUGUACCUGCACCAGCACCAGCGCCUGCGCCUACACCUGCUCCCAUCUCUGAGGAAUCAAAUAGCCCUAAGGUAGCGGCAGCCCCUGCAAGGGGUCCACUUAAUGCUCUCAUGCUCGAAAUGGAGCAGGAAGACCUCCUAUCACCACUGUCUAGCCCAUCAGCAUCACCAACACCAGCACGAGAAGUCGCUGCUCCUGUUGCAAAAGCACUGCCUCCACCACCACCAUCCACAACCGACCAUCUUCAGGAGCUUCGUGAGCUCAAGAAACGAAUCCUCACCUUAGAGGAUCCGCGUCGGCUGCAAGCAGUGGUGGACCUUGUAGAGGGCACAGGCCUAUACAAGAUGACCGAAGAAUCCUUUGACUUUGACCUGUGCGCGCUGGACAAAAUGACUUUGGAGAGGCUACAGGCUUGCCUUAACGGCAGGUGAAAUAUUCCUUGUUAUUUGGUGACGCAGUGUGGUCAUGGAUCUCCUCUCAUCACCAAAGAGCACGCUCUUCCUGCCCCAUAUCAUGGAUCUCGCUUCUCAGCCACGCAGGCGUGGUGACACACAGUGGGUGGGGGGUUUCCCAUGGGAGUAUGUGCAAUGUUCCGGUUGUGGAUGUGCAGCUCUUGUACCUGUUGAAAUUGUGUGGCAGCAUUCAUCCAUUGGCAGUGGGGUUCAUCAUUUGCAAAACUGAAAAAAGUAUUGAGUUGCUAAAGCUGGAGGUUCAGUGACAGUUUUGUUUGUCGGUAUUUUCAGUGAUUCCUGCAAAAUUUGCUGCACAAAGGCCAUGGAAAAGGUCAUCUUUGAAAAUUGAAUUUUCCUAAGAGCUCCCACUUAGCAAGAGCAGUAAUGAUAAAUGCAGCUCCACUCAGACGCAGCCCAAAUUAAUCAAUGUCAGUGUGGUAUAUGAAGAUAUUGUCAUUUGUAGCUUUUUCUAAGUGUAAAGAAGAGCUUGGCGAGCACAUUGUUUUGACCGGUGCUGAAGCAGGAUAUUUUGUGUAUGGAAUCUUCUUUCAUGUGUAUUGCCACUCUUCUCUCACUGUGUGCUAGUUGGGAAGAAUGCAAUGUCUUGACUCUCCAUCAUCAUCAUCACACUUCCACUGUUCUCGUUUCCAAUAGGUUACAUUUGUCACUGGCUCUCUUCAUGCCUUUUUCCUUAUCACUUGUCUCUCUUCCUGGUUCACCUCUUGGGGCUACCUGGUCCCUCACUCAGACUUGUACAUGUGAAGUUUUAAUUUUUUAUCAUUUUGGUCAUCUUUCACUCAUCUGUUUCCAGUAUGACUUUAAGUGCUCCAAUGAAAAAUGCUACAGAGUGAUGUUUAUAUAAAGUUGAUGUGCUUUCAUGCCCAUUCCUAAGUUACUGUAAAUAAAUAUGGCAUGUUGUUGUCUUAA
Molecule: messenger RNA, 3239 nt
Organism: Dermacentor albipictus
Lineage: Eukaryota; Metazoa; Arthropoda; Arachnida; Ixodida; Ixodidae
Gene: ear
Product: ENL/AF9-related super elongation complex transcription factor
Biological process (GO): positive regulation of DNA-templated transcription
Cellular component (GO): transcription elongation factor complex
Molecular function (GO): chromatin binding
Source: RefSeq, a predicted model, not a curated record